Molecule: messenger RNA, 3661 nt
Organism: Prorocentrum cordatum
Lineage: Eukaryota; Dinophyceae; Prorocentrales; Prorocentraceae
Source: the annotation of a GenBank genome assembly
GUCCACCAGGAGCGGCACCGAGCUGGAGCUCCAGCGCUUUGAGGUAAGAGGGGAGGCGGACCUCUGGGGUUUGGACCUGCGCAUGGCUUCAGGAGGCCAGUGGCCACGUCAGCGCCAGGCAGACACAGGCUACACCAUCGAUGUGAUGUGCCCCAGGUGCAAAGCCGCUCCUGAAACCGCAUUCCAAAGAGUCUGGCAGUGCGAGCGCAGCAGGGACCAUCCCGACCUUGACAGCGCGCAGGCGCUGGCAGCGCAGGCCGCGGCCCAAUGGGAGUCCGACCCGCCCCUGUGGCCGGGAGGAGCGUCGCCGAGAGGCCUCGCCAGCCGCCGCUUCGAGGCCGCUGGAUCGGCCAGACAGCGCAUUCCCCGCACCAUUAAGCAGCAUAAGGCCCUGACGAAGGCGGCCCACAAUCGCGCGCUGGUCGGCGCCAGGUGGCGCUGUCGAUUGCGACGCCAGAUGGCGCCCUCGUCUCAGCUCGCGAAGUUUCGCGCCCAGCAGUGCCCAGGGUUCGCCCCGGCCGACGCCUCGAUUGCCUCGGAGCGGCCUCCGUUCGCGCGGCGCACUGGGGGCGUUGUCACUGGCUCUGCGCAGGCCGCCCAGCAGGCCCGCGCUGCCCAGGCGGCCGCGGCCGCGGCCCAGGGCCCCCACGCCCUGCGGAUCGCUCCCCCCAUGCGCCAGCCCCGCCGGCCGCGCCUCUGGCACCGGGCGGCCUGCCUGUGCCCGCUCGGUGGGCUCGCGGCCCUCCCCGGCUCGGUCGAGGAGCCCGCAGGUCGGCUGGCCGAGGGCCCGGUGCGCCAGCCGCACGCCGGCCUGGCCAAGGCGGAGCUCCGGAAGAGCGGCCCGGGCCCUGCUGCUGCGCCGGCCCCGCCCCCGCCGACCCCGCCCCCGCCGGAGGCCGCGGUGCUGGCCGAUUGGGAGCAGCUGCGGGUCCUGGAGGGGCUGCUGCAGCACCCCGACGCACUGGUGCGGGACUCCGUGGGGCUAGCCGUCCAGGCGGCGAUUGAGGAACGCGAGGCGCGGCAGUCGAGGCGCGGGGAGCCGCCGUGGUACGCGAAAUGGUAUACUGGGUAUGCCUACCUGUUUUUUGGCGUGGAGGUCGCAGUCAUGUCGCUGAUCGUCAUCGCUUUUGAGGGCGCCUGGCUUCAGAGUUCCCUCGCGCCCAGUCAGGGCUGCUGGGAGCGGUGCCGGAAGUCUUGGCGCGCGCUGGUCUCGCGAUUGCAGGACCGGCACUCUUGGAGCCGGUUGGGUAGCGCGUCCGACGCCACGGAGAGCGGCGAGGAGCGGCUGUGCGGUUCUUCCAAGGGCGCGGUGUCUUUUUGGGAGACCAUUUCGGCAGGCGUCGAGCUCCAGGAGCCAGCGGCGCACCUCGGCGCCGGGCCAGUCCAUGAGCAGACGGGCUCCGGAACGAAGCAGGACCGCAUCGAGGUCUGGAGUCUGCUGCAGGUGAACACGUUCUGGAAGUUCAUCCUCGAUACUCGUCAGACCAACUCUGGCGAGGCGGCGGGGGAGGAGAAUGAGGAAGACGACGACGGCGAGGAGCCUGACAAGGAAUGGGUGUUCUUCCCGAAGAGGCAAUUCAUGGGCAGGGCGGGUCACCGCGCGUAUGUCGAGCUGCGCCGCAAGGGGGACUUGUCGAAGGCACUGACCGUUGUGGCGAGGACCGUGGAGACACCGGAGUCCCAGUUCGCAGCCAGGGCGGACAGGGACUUCAUCCACAUAACGGCGGAGCUCACCUUCCAGCCCGGGCAGGCGAUCCAGGUGUUCGAGGUGCGCCUUCCCCGCGCCGAGAAGAUGUGGGUUCCGACCAGGUGGUUUCGUGUCGAGCUUGUCCACAUCGGAUGUAGGGCGCCCAGCUUCUUGGGCAGCGUUGCCUCCGAGAAGGAAGCUUGCCGCGGGCCAGAGGCGAUCGUCUACAUCUUGCAGAGCGUUGACUUCCCGCCAGGCGCAACGAAAGACAUGUGGAGCGAGGAGAGCACAGGCUUUUACCUGAUGCUUUAUUACCUGAAGAUGCAGUGCCACGCUCGGGGGGCCAAGUGGUUCAAGACCCUCGUAGGCCUGCUCUACGACCCUUUCCACCAGGUCGGGGUGACCUCAGUGAUCAAAGCACUCUUGCUAGACUGGGCGGCAAACGCCGAGUACGGGCCAUGCCAUUACUAUGAGAUUAUACUGCUCGGGAUUUGCUGGUUCUUCUCUACAGCCUUACAGCGGUGGGGUGACCAGUGCCAGACCAAGAUGCGUGGACGCACUGGCGGAAUCAGGCAAGGGCACCGAGGGGAACUGUUCGGUAAGAUGAUGAUGCUUGAGCUCACAGAGCAGAGGAGUGUCAAUACCGAGGAGUGGUUCUACACUGCCCUCCAGAGCGUUGACUCCGUUACGGCAGAUGGGUAUUGGCAGGGCGUCAACAGGCGCAGGAGGACGCAAGACUUGUUGAACAAGCGUUCUGACCACGAGUCCAUGUGGGUGGAUACGUGGGCGUGGCUUGCCUACGCCGGCUCUCAGCUGUUCAGCUUCGGCCCGCUGGAGAAGGCGCAGGUCGAGAAGAACUUUGCAGAGGAGAGCAAGAGCUUCGUGUCGGCGCACCAGAAGGCGCGGGACGAGCUCAACGACACGACGUGGAUCAUCCGAUGGGCGACGUCGAGCGCUUACUGCACCAUCAUGAUCCACGGUGGCUUCUCGAUGCUGCGAGGGCAGAUGACGCCUGGCCAGCUGGUCCUCAUGCUGAACGUCGCCCUGUCGUACGCGAAGUACCUCGACAGCGUGUUCAACUGCGCCGUCCAGCUGCAAAAAGGCGGAGUGGCUCUGAAGAGGCUGUGCCAGCUGCUCAACCUCCCGGAGCACCGCUCGCUGCAGGAGGAGCUGGAGAAGCAGGAGCAGCCCGAAGAAGCGGUACCACUCGAGGGCCGGCGCAGAGACCGGAGCUUGACCGUGCUCUCCACCCUGCAGCAGCUGGAGUUGCGCGAGGUCCAGCUGGACGUGCCAGUGAACUAUAGCCUGGGCCCCCUCAGCUCGCUGCGGCUGCGUAGCGGCGCGAGGAGCUUGGCUAUUCCGCUGGGAAGGGUUGUCCGGGUCCGGGGCGGCUCCGAAGGCCUCCGGUACAGUUUCAUGGCGCUGGCAGCAGGCGUGGUCCCGCCCACGAAGGGCGCUGUGGUCGGCCCAGGCGACGUCCGGGCCAUCAUGCUGGCAAUGUUGCCGAUGAGGUCCAGCCACCUCACCGUGCUGGAUGCGCUGAUGCUGGCUGGCGCCCGCAGGCACGUGGCGGAGAAUUUGGCCCGUGCGCUCGGCCUGGAGGCGGGCAGGGACACCAGGAGCUUGGCGCCAGGAGAGCUGCAGGUGCUCGCGCUCGUGCGCGCGCUGCUGCGCGACCCAGACAUUCUCGUGGCAUCCCGGCCGCUAUCCUACGUGCUGCGUGGGUUCCAGGCGCGCCUCGUGCACCUGUUGCGCGUCUGGCAGGCAGGGGGCGCCGAGGCGAUCCUGGACAUCGUGGACACCGUGCAGGCACACAGCCCUGCGAUGCCGGCAUCGCCAGAGGCCCCGCGCUGCAAGUGCCCGCUGUGCAGGCGCGGCAGGAGCCAGAGGACUUUGCUGAUCACCGACGAGGACGUGGACAUAGUCGACGACCCAGAGGACUACCUUAUAGACCUAGAGCAGUACGUGGAGGAG